GUCAGAAAUACAUGGUAAAUUUACAUAACGUCUGUACAUUUGAUGUAGACGGUAAAUUACAAAAUGUCUGGUCUGUUUGGUAGGGCUACAAAACAAGCUCUCUUACGAGCAAAUUGUACACCGUGCGUACACCAGGCGAACACUAUGUCAACAUUUAGAAAUCUAUCCAAAGCAAAAAAGAUUGCCCUGGGUGCUAUAGGGGCCCUAGCUGCUGGUGGUACUGGAAUGGCCAUAGCUCUUAACUCAACAGUGACAGCUGGAGAAUUGGUUCUGCAUCCCCCUAAGUUACCCUGGAGUCACAGCGGACCACUAGACUCUUUCGACCAUGGCAGUAUAAGAAGAGGCUAUGAGGUUUACAAACAGGUGUGCUCAGCUUGUCACAGUCUCAACUACAUCAACUACCGUAAUCUGGUUGGCAUUUCUCACACGGAAGAUGAGGCCAAGGCUGAGGCACAAGAGGCACUAGUCACUGAUGGCCCCAAUGAAGCAGGUGAAAUGUUCCAAAGACCAGGCAAACUGUCAGAUCCAAUGCCCAACCCUUAUCCAAAUGAGGAGGCUGCCCGAGCUGCAAACAAUGGGGCAUACCCCCCUGAUCUUAGUUUCAUUACCUCAGCAAGACAUGGGAAAGAGGACUAUGUCUACCAUCUUCUAACCUGCUAUUGCGAUGAUGUACCAGCUGGAGUUAACCUUGGAGAGGGACAAUACUUCAAUCCAUAUUUCCCUGGUGGAGCAAUCAGUAUGGCCAAGGCUUUAUAUAAUGAGAUCAUUGAAUACGAAGAUGGAACCCCAGCAACAACACCGCAGCUCGCCAAAGAUGUGUGUACUUUCCUUAAAUGGUGUGCUGAGCCAGAACACGAUAGGAGGAAGAAAUUGGGCAUUAAGUGUAUCAUGCUGUUUAGUAUGCUGUCGGUUGCUAUUUACUACAUGAAACGUCACAAGUUCACAGUCAUCAAAAGUAGAAAAAUUGAAUACAGACCACGGAAGUAACGCUAAGCAUAUUAGGAGAAUUUUCAUCAUCAGAACACACAAAAGAGAAGUUUAUGUCAACUGACUGUUUUACGUUAAACACAGACUCUUUACUUUGUGGUUGAAGUUUUUAGAUUAUAUUUAUGAAUGGAUUUGUGGUGAAUGGAUCAGUGGCACUUACUCAAGUAACUCUAGAAUCUAUAUUAAUAUUAUAUUAUAUAACGCAUUAGAAAUUUGGAUACUGCUUCUGUGAUUCAAACUUAAAUAAGUAUAUCUUACUGAAAAAUUCCUACAAGGUAGUUGAUUUACAGUUCUUAUUGAAUGACAAACCCAAAUGAUGUCUUAUAAGCUUUCUUACGAUACCCAACAUUUCAGGUAAAAUUCCAAUGUUUUUAUCAUUUCAAUUUAGUAAAGUUCAAUUCUGGUCAAGUCAUUGGUUGAUAUUGUAUAUAUACACUCAGUGCCCUACAUGCCCUAAAAUAAGUUAUUUUACCAAACUGGACAUCUAGCUGGUACAUGUUGUAUGUACAUUGUACAUAUGAAUAAAAUAUCAACUUUGUUAAUCAUAAAA
Owenia fusiformis is the source of this 1537-nucleotide messenger RNA. Lineage: Eukaryota; Metazoa; Annelida; Polychaeta; Sabellida; Oweniidae. The record is from the annotation of a GenBank genome assembly.